Trichechus manatus latirostris (Florida manatee) is the source of this 5265-nucleotide messenger RNA. Its product is annotated as zinc finger protein OZF-like. Gene Ontology annotation, cellular component: nucleoplasm; nucleus. Gene Ontology annotation, molecular function: RNA polymerase II cis-regulatory region sequence-specific DNA binding; DNA-binding transcription repressor activity, RNA polymerase II-specific. The record is from RefSeq and is a predicted model, not a curated record. The transcript has 5 exons. The coding region runs from base 484 to 2010 and encodes 508 amino acids. Gene Ontology annotation, biological process: regulation of transcription by RNA polymerase II. Lineage: Eukaryota; Metazoa; Chordata; Mammalia; Sirenia; Trichechidae.
ACACAGACCAGUGGCCAUAUUUGGUUGUGCGCUGGCUACGGUGUGAGAUCCCAGAUGAGGCACAGGGAGAACUAGUCCAAUCUAAGCAGAUGGACUAGUCCUUGGGUGACCAUCUUGCACAACCAUGCAAUCACAAGUAAGGAUUUCAACUGCUGUGAUUGUUAUGUGGACCAAACAUUAUUCAUCUGUUUCCGGAGCACCUAGUGGUCUUGCUUCCAGUUCCAUCCCUCUUACUUAGAAUCUCUCUAAGUGGCUUCUUGGGCUUAGAGAGGACAUUCACGUAGACUUCCAGAAGCCGGAGCAAGGAAAUGAACUGUCAGUUUCACCCUUCUUUUGCACACAUUGGAUUACAUGGUACCUUGCUGAUCCAGAAUAUAUGGAAUGUUUUAGGACUCAGUGGUUGUUGAGGAUGUGGCCGUGGACUUUACCCAGGAAGAGUGGGUUUUGCUGGAUGUUUCUCAGAGGAAACUCUACAGAGAUGUGAUGAUGGAAACCUUCAGAAACUUGGCUUCAGUAGUUUCUCAAAACCUUAAUGAUGGAGAAAAGUUAUCCAGUGAACAGAUAAUAGUACGAUUAAUGAAGAAUAGCACCUCGCCCUCCAUGUUAAGAGAAAUCCGUGAAUUCCAUGGCAUUGAAGACAAGCGUAACAACCAGGAGAGACAUAUGAGGAGGCAUAUGUUAGAAAAACUCCAUGAAAGUAAUGAAUGUAUUGAAUAUGGAAAAACCUUCAGCUGGAUUCCAAAUGCGACUGUGCUUAACAGAAUUCUUCCUAAAGUAAAUCUUUCUGAAUGCUGUGAGUGUGGAAAAUUCAUGGAUCAUUCAUCACUUAAGCAUCAUAUCAGAUCUCACAAUGGAUGUAAUACCUAUCAGUGUAAAGAAUGUAGAGAUCUCUGCAGUUGUUACUCUCAUCCAAGCAUUCCUGUUAGAACUCUUAUUGUAGAGAAACCCUAUAAAUUUAAGGUGUGUGGGAAAGGCUUCAUUGGUAUCUCAACUCCUAAAAAUCAUGUGACAACACUUAUUGGAAAGAAACCCUAUGAAUGUAAUGAAACUGGUAGCUUUUCAUCCUUUGGCAUGCAUAUGAGAAGUCCUAAGUAUGAAUGUAAAAAAUAUUCGAAAAUCUAUACUCAUCCCUUAUCCCUCACUUUAGAUAAAAAAACUCAUAGUAGAGAUAAGAUUUACGAAUGUAUGAAACGUGAGAAAGCCUCAUCCAUCAUUAAACACAUAAGAAAACACAAUGAAGAGAGGCCUUAUGAAUGUAAGGAAUGUGGGAAAGCCUUUAGUCGUUUUUCGUCUCUCAUUACACAUGUAAGAAUUCACAGUGGAGAGAGACCUUAUGAAUGUAAAGAAUGUGGAAAAGCUUUUAGUCAUUCCUCAUCCCUCACUGAACACAUAAGGACUCACAGUGGAGAGAGACCUUAUGAAUGUAAGGAAUGUGGAAAAGCUUUUAGUCGAUCCUCACACCUCAUUAACCAUGUAAGAACACACAAUGGAGAGCGGCCUUAUAAAUGUAAGGAAUGUGGGAAAGCCUUUAGUCAUUUCUCAAUCCUCACUAGACAUACAAGAAUUCACAGUGGAGAGAGGCCAUAUAAAUGUAAGGAAUGUGGGAAAGCCUUUAGUCAUUCCUCAACCCUCACUAAACAUGUAAGAAUUCACAGUGGAGAGAGGCCUUACGUAUGUAAGGAAUGUGGGAAAGCCUUUAGUUGGGCCUCAUCUCUCACUAUACAUAGAAGAACUCACAGUGGAGAGAGGCCUUAUGAAUGUAAGGAAUGUAGGAAAGUCUUUAGUAGUUCCUCAUCCCUCACUGAACAUGUAAGAACUCAUAGUGGAGAGAGGCCUUAUGAAUGUAAGGAAUGUGGGAAAGCCUUUAGCCAGUCCUCAUCUCUCACUAAACAUAUAAGAACGCACAGUGGAGAGAGGCCUUAUGAAUGUAAGGAAUGUGGGAAAGUCUUCAGUAAUCUCUCAUACUUCAGUUUUCACAUAAAAAAUCACACAGGACAAAAACCUUUAUAAUUUGAGGAAUAGGGGAAAGACUAGUCAGUUCUCAUCCCUCACUACACAAAGAAGAACUCACAUUAGUGACCUUAUGAAUGUGAGGAAUGUGGGAAAGCCGUUUGUUCCUCAUUCAGUAAGCACAGUAGCUCACAGUGGACAGAGCUUAUCAAUGGAGGGAAUGUGGAAAAGUCUCUAGUUAUUCCUCCUCCCUCUCUAAACAUACUCAAAGUGGAGAGGGUGGUUUUGAAUGUGAAGAAUAUGGGAAAAUCUGAUGUCUCUUUCUUUGAAACACAUCUGAGUAGGCAUACUUGAGGGAAACAAUUAUGUGUAAGUGGUUUUGGAUAGCUUUCAUUCCUUUUCACAAACCUGAAAGAUACAUGGCGGAGAAGCCAUGUAAGUGUAAGGAAUGUGGGUAAUUUUCUUUUCUCUGUCCUUUGAAAGACAUUUGAAUUCAUGCAUAUGGAAAAGGUUUUCUUAACCAUACUGAACAUGUGAGGAGUGAUAAUGGAGAAAUACUGUGUAAUGUAAAUUAGCUGGAAACAUCUACAUGUGUUUUUCCAUUUUUAGACAAUACAUGAAACAUUACACUGGUUGAGCCUAUGAAUAUAAAAGCUAAUGAAAACUUUCUCAGGAUGCUGUGAGAUGAUGAAUCACCUUGCAGUAAACAGUUUGGCUUUUUCCUGUGUUCCUGAGGCUAAUGGAUGUGGGAUGGCCAAACCAGCAGGCAAUGAGACCUCCACGAGGUGAGGCCAAUAAAGGCUUUAGGACACGGAGGCUCAGUGAACUUCCUGGUUUGUGCAAGACACCCAUGCAUGUGGGAAGAUAGUGCAUCUCGGGACUUUUCCAGACCUCACCCUAGGAAUCUCUUUUGUGUCUUUUGUGCUGCAUUAAAGCUCUUACUGUCGGCAUGGUACUUUCCGUGAAGUCUGUGAGUUGUUCUAGAGUAUAACGAAACCCAAAGGAGUUAGUGGGGGCCAGCCAACCUGUCAGAAGUGGAAGGAGUCAGUUGGACUCCCGAGCUCAAGGCUGGCAUUGGCAUUUUUGGCAGUCUGAGUGCUCACCUAUCCCUGGACAGCUAGGGUCAAUGAGAAAUUGUGUGCCACGUGGGCAGCUCGGUUCAGAACUGAACUGGAAAGAGAAGUUUGAGGUUUCCCCAGGAUGCAUUUGGCAUGCAGAGUAGAAUUUGUAAUCCACCACAGAAGUUGACAUCAGAGGUGAGAUAUGUCAUUCUCCCUAGAAUGCAGAUACAUAUGAGAGCUCACACACUGGAGAGAUGCUGUGAUUAUAAUCAUUAUGAGAGCACCUUCAAUCACAUCAUUUUCCUUUUUGUGCACAAGGAAAUUUCAACCAGGGGAAGAAUCUUCUCGCAAAUACGGAGUGUACAGUGCCUUAUACCCAUGUGCAUUGAUUUUCACUAUGUAUUUCUGAUGUAAACAUUAAGGUGACAAAUAUUCUAAGUACUCUUUUGAUUCUGUGAUAUGAAAUUUGAUAAGUAGUGUUUGUAUUUUACAUGAUUUUUAUAAAAGUUACGUUACAACAUACCAACACAUAGGUGUUUCGAAGUGUUUUCUUUUUGGGGGGUAUACACCACCAAGUUCUCAUUUUAGAAAAUUUGAUUUUAACUGAAAAAUGUAUGGAAAAGCAAAUAUUACUUAAAAUCUCACCAAUUUUGGUAUUUUAGAAUUUAUUUUGGUUUUCCUUGUAUGCAAAGCAGUGCUUUUAACAGAAUCAGGAUUGUACUUUACGUUCAGUGUUGUAGUGGAUGUUUUGCGUUACAUCUCAUUUAUUUUUCCUAUCAUCUUCCCUGGUUGACUGAUGAGGAAACUGCAAAGAAAGUUUUAAGCCAAAAUCAUCCCACAGAAGUGUCCCUCUCUCUAAUGGGGUUGUGAGAAGCAGGGUUUGCAUGGAAAGACAGCUCAUUCUCUGGCCCAAGGUGAUGGUGGGCCCACAUUCAGCCCCAACCUGACCUAGCUUCAGUGGAGCUGUCCUCACAAGCCCAGAGCCUAUGCUCAUCGACUGAGUCCUGGCUUUGUAAUUCUAAUUGUCCAAGAAUGUGCCCCAGGCUGGGAGCUAAGGCUGUUGCUGGGCUGGAAUAGUUUCUGGGCUCCACUUGCUCUGCACACCCACUGCAGGGCCUAGAGAAGAUGAGAGCCCAGCUAGGGUUCCUGUGUUAGUGGGGACAAGGCAAGGGGCUUUUGGGCCUGCAGGUUUAUCCAGUGCCACUCCGCCCCGUGCUGCAGUGGGAGUUGCCUCACUGGCUCUUCAUGUAAGAGGGCUGGGAAAUGGUGGCUGCAGUUAGUAGAAGCCUUCACAUUAGACCUUCCCUUGACCCAGCAAUUCACCUUGUAGAAUCAUCCUGUGGAAACCCCUGGGCAUGAUGGUAUUUGUUGGUAGUAGUGAUAGUGGAAACCCUGAGAGCAGCCACCAGGAAGGGAGUUAAACGCCUGGCCACACAUCAGAAUACUGAGCUGCCACUAAAUGACUUUUUUCAGAAAAGUUUGGAUCACAAAAGAGGCAAUCGUAAUGUGUGAAAGGCAGGAUGUAAAACUGUGUGUACAUGAUGAUGGCAGUUUAUGAAACAUUUACAUAGAAAUGUACAUUUUACAAAGGCGGACAAACCAGCCUGUGGAGAUGCUUCAUCCUAGAACAUUAACAGGGAUUCUCCCCUAAAGGUGAGAUUAUAAGUGAUAUCUCAUUUAGUUUCUCUGUAAUUUCCAAUUUUCUUAGUCAUUGUUCAUUGUUUGUAAAAUUUUUUAACCUUAUUUUUAAAAUUAAAAUAUUUUUAAACACUUUUUUGUUUUAGAAUGUUCAGUUAUGUGACUUGACAAAUGUAUUAAGUGCUAUAAUGAGUAGCAGUGAAAGUACAUAACAGUGCUACUCUUCCCUCCAAAACCCUCCCUCAUGCUGCCCCUUUUUAGUCAAACCAUCUCCUGACUGAAUCCCUAGCAACUGUACAUUGUUGCACUAUGUAGAUAGUUGAUUCUGGCUCCUUUCACUUAGCAUAAUUCGAGAGUCAUCCAUGUUGAUGAAUGUGUCGAUAGUUCCUUUUUAUUCUGGGUAGUAUUCCAUGGUAUAGACAUGCCACAGUUCGUGUAUUCACCAUUUGGAGGACAUUUGGAUUUCUAGUUAUCAAUAAAGCUGAUAUAAACGUUCCUGUACAGACUUUAUGUGUACAGAGACAGGGACCUUUGUGGCUCUGCAUCUCCAGGGCUGGCAGGAUUGCUGGCAUGAAUGCCUAAAGGCAGAACCUGUCACAUCUGGGGAAGACGUGGA